This is a messenger RNA of Drosophila eugracilis, 1220 nucleotides long. RefSeq names its product transmembrane inner ear expressed protein. The coding region runs from base 374 to 727 and encodes 117 amino acids. The transcript has 3 exons. NCBI's taxonomy places the organism in Eukaryota, Metazoa, Arthropoda, Insecta, Diptera, Drosophilidae. The record is from RefSeq and is a predicted model, not a curated record.
AAACUUUAAAAAUAGAACUUAAGAUCCUUCGUCUUGGGAUUGUAAUCCUUCCCUGUGUCCACUAAAAUAUCUAUCAUUGCCUUUUCACGUUCUGGCUUCAUUUGUCCACGGGCGGGGAUGGAUCCUUUGUUUGUUAUUUUACAAGUUAGCCAUUUUGCCGCCACAUGGAUACACCCCCACAAAUUAUUAUUUUUUAGAGGGAGUGUGUGUGGAGCCGCGCCUCCCUAACUAACUUAUCCAGUGGGCCAGGCCAGUUCGGAGCAGUUCUUGGGUUAGUUAGCAGUCGGAACUGGAUUCGCAAGGUAGCCGGACGUAUUUCGGGAGCAAACUCCGCGCUUCUAGCACCUUGAAGAGCUCAUAAAUCAAGCGGAAAAUGGAUGACGAUACGGACAUCUUUGACGAAAUGUGGCUGGAAAGUGUGGUUAUUGCGGGGUUCCGAGUGUGGCACAUUAUUGCAGCCGUUCUCGGUGUUCUCCUUUUAAUUAUGAUUAUGGUGUGCUGCUGUAUUCGUUUCCGGAUUCCGCGCACCAAACAGGAAAUCGAAGCGGACUACCAGAGGAAACAGAUCACGAAGAAGUUCCGAGAGAAGCUGCAGCAGAUCAAGAACUCUGAAAUGGACGACAUGGACCUGCAGAAGGUUUGUGCCCGCAUCCAGAGCGAUUACUUGAAUUUCCAGGCCAGCGUGGAGAGCAUGAAUGAGAAGCAGAAUGUUAAGUUUAAGAUCUAAGUGCCUGUUAUAGUAUUUCCCAGCGGAGAUUGUAAUCAUAAGUAACCUAAUGCCUUAAUCUAUGCAAUUAAAAGUUAAUAAACUAGAAGAGAUACAAAUAUUCCUUGACUAAAGAGUAAAAGAUGUUUUUUAUAUAUUUUAUAUUGCAAUUUGAUUUUCUCGUUUUUAUUAAUUCCGAUUGAUGUAUCAAAGGUUUUGUUAAUAUUUGCAGUACUUUUUUAAAUGCGUUUUACUACACAUAUAGGCUAAUUGCGGGGAUGAACUCUCCAUUUCGACUAUAUAACAAGUUGGAGGCAUCCCUUAGUCGUGUUGCUCGCUUUGACAUGGUAGUUUUAGUUCUCAUGUUGCACUUAAAUUUAAGGUUUUAUUGGUUUAAAAUGCUGUUCUGCUGUGACGCUGACUCGGCGAAUGACUGUAACAAAUUGGCGGAGACCCGGACUUUCGAUGACCCGACACAAAACACACACAAUUCAUUUAUUAACGCGUAACUAUU